GGGGGGGAAUUGACAGCCGCCUCUAUUGAUUUCAAAGCGGGACUGCUGACUACUAUAGAUGAUAUUGAAAAGGAAUGAAAAAAUAGAGAGAAUUGACAGAAAAAAAAUAUUUGGGAAAAAUGAGAGAAAAAAUAAUUUUUUAAGUGAAGGAGGCGAAGGAGGAAAGAAAGGCCAAAAGAGCGUUUUCUUUUGUGCCAGCCGGGAAAAAUUUAUUUUUUUUGUUCUUUUUAUUUUAUGUAUUUUUUCUUUUUUUUUCUAGACUACGUUCUCCUCAUCAUCUUCUUCUUCUUGUCCUCCCACGCAUUAACUAAUAUAACCACUUAUUUUUUACUGUUUUAU
Messenger RNA from Meloidogyne enterolobii, 339 nucleotides. Lineage: Eukaryota; Metazoa; Nematoda; Chromadorea; Rhabditida; Meloidogynidae. The record is from the annotation of a GenBank genome assembly.